Molecule: messenger RNA, 741 nt
Organism: Chelonia mydas (Green sea turtle)
Lineage: Eukaryota; Metazoa; Chordata; Testudines; Cheloniidae
Gene: SPATA9
Product: spermatogenesis associated 9
Source: RefSeq, a predicted model, not a curated record
AUGCCCAUCAAACCAAUUGGGUGGAUAUGUGGGCAGGUGUUAAAGAGAUUUUCUGGACAAGCUUACCUAAUUCAGAGAGCAGUUGUGGAAAUUAUAGAUGAGAUUAAGGAUGAAUUUCCAACCAUAAUUGGAUUGCAACAGUCAAACCAGGAAAUUGUUCCCAUUCUACAAGCAUCCAGAUCAGUUGUGGCAAGUGCAUUCUCUUCAUCUCCUGGAGUAAGAGUUAUUAAUGGGCUAAACAGAAUAUCAACAUCUUCAAAAUCUGUUGCCAAAGUCUUGCAGCCACAAAUUGUUCAACAUUUUGCAGAGUUAAAUACCAUGUCUCAUCGUCUUCUGAAAAAUGUAAACAUACCAAAGCAGCCUCUCUAUAAAAAUCAGGGUAGAACAUUUUCCCUGUUCGAUGUGAUCUCCUAUCCAGCAAAGACUGCUCUCACCAGCAUAAUGUGUGCUUCCUAUGCAGCACUAAUUUAUGUGGCAGUCUCUAUAAACACAGUAUUAGGGAAAAUAAAAAACAUUGUUGAAGAAGAAAAGGCCUCAAGAGAAAACACUAAGAAUGAGGAAGAAAAAGAUGUAUUCGCCAAAUAUGAAGAUUUAGCAAGUUACACUGUGCCCUCUCCAGAGAAGCAAGUCUUUUCUGAAUUUCCUGUUGAUUCAACUAAGAGCAGCAUUCACAUCCUACAUUCUGCACUGGAUCAAGAUACAGUACUUAGUAGUGGUACUAAAGCUCAAACAGGUUUGUGA